Messenger RNA from Cygnus atratus (black swan), 6804 nucleotides. It is a transcript of the gene PCM1, whose product is annotated as pericentriolar material 1. The transcript is spliced from 40 exons. Gene Ontology annotation, cellular component: centriolar satellite; centrosome; ciliary basal body. NCBI's taxonomy places the organism in Eukaryota, Metazoa, Chordata, Aves, Anseriformes, Anatidae. Gene Ontology annotation, biological process: protein localization to centrosome; intraciliary transport involved in cilium assembly; cilium assembly. The record is from RefSeq and is a predicted model, not a curated record. Bases 271 to 6495 code for a protein of 2074 amino acids.
CUACAUCUCCCAGGAGGCGUUGCGGCCAGAUAGCCCAGGCGCGGGCGCGCUCUCCUCGCGCGGUGCACGCUGGGACUUGGAGUUUCAGCCCUCCCGCCCUUCCACCGCGCUGCGCAGGACUCUCCGCCCAGAGGCGCGCAGAAGCGCGGGAAACUCCGUCCUCCGCGCCCUGACGUCACGUAGCCAGUCCCGGGCGGCGCACCCGCAUCGCGGAAGGCCACCUUCCAGCCGCGUUACUACAGCAACGAUUCUUUUUAGUGGGUGCUUAUCAUGGCAACAGGAGGCGGUCCAUUUGAAGAAGGCAUGAAUGAUCAGGACUUGCCCAGCUGGAGCAAUGAGAGCCUUGAUGACCGGCUGAACAACACGGACUGGGGAAGUCAACAGAAAAAAGCAAACAGAUCAUCAGAAAAAAACAAGAAGAAGCUUGGUGGGGAUACUGAAACGAGGCUUACUAAUGAUAUAUCUCCAGAAUCUUCACCUGGAAUGGGACGACGGAAGACCAGGACUCCUCAUAGUUUUCCUCAUGCACGAUACAUGACCCAGAUGUCUGUUCCAGAGCAGGCUGAACUAGAAAGACUUAAACAAAGAAUAAACUUCAGUGAUCUGGAUCAGAGAAGCAUUGGAAGUGAUUCUCAAGGCAGGGCAACGGCUGCUAACAACAAACGUCAACUUAAUGAAAACAAAAAACCAUUCAACUUCUUGUCACUGCAGAUAAACACUAACAAAAGCAAAGGUCCUGCGUCAGAUUCCCAAAAAAAGGAAAGCGGGAUACCGUUGCAAUGUAAAGAGUUGUUUGAAGCUGCUCUAAGCAAGGAUUUCUUGCAGAAUUGUCAACUCUCUGUUCAAGAAGAUGGAAGAGGAGAACCAGCUAUGGAUAGCAGCCAGAUUGUGAGCAGACUAGUUCAAAUUCGCGACUAUAUUGCUAAGGCCAGCUCCAUGCGGGAUGAUCUUGUAGAGAAAAAUGAAAGAUCGGCCAAUGUUGAGCGUUUAUCACACCUUAUAGAUCACCUUAAAGAGCAGGAGAAAUCCUAUCUGAAAUUUUUGCAAAAGAUGCUUGCUAGAGAAAAUGAGGAGGAGGAUGUUCGGACUAUAGCUUCAGCUGUGAGAUCUGGUUCUGUAGGUGAGAGCACAUCGCUAAACACUGAUGUGCAGUCUGAGGCUUCAGAUACCAUGGCCAGAGAUCCUCAACAGGAAGCUAAGGAGGAGCUGGAAAACUUGAAGAAGCAGCAUGAUUUAUUAAAAAGGAUGCUACAACAGCAGGAACAAUUGAAGGCUCUUCAAGGAAGACAGGCAGCUCUUCUUGCUUUGCAGCAUAAAGCAGAGCAAGCGAUUGCUGUCAUGGAUGAUUCUGUUGUAACAGAGACUACAGGUAGUGUUUCAGGAGUAAGUCUCACAUCAGAACUGAAUGAAGAAUUAAAUGACUUAAUUCAACGCUUUCAUAACCAGCUGCAUGAUUCUCAGACACAGUCUGUGCCAGACAAUAGAAGGCAAGCAGAAAGUCUUUCACUUACCAGAGAGAUUUCACAAAGCCGAAACUCUUCGGUGUCAGAACACCUGUCAGAUGAGAAGGCACAGCUUUUUAACAAGAUGCGGAUGUUGCAGGGUAAAAAGCAAAAAAUGGAUAAACUGUUAGGAGAACUUCACACGCUUCGUGACCAACAUCUAAAUAACUCCUCUUUUUUUCCUGCUUCAGGGUCUCCUCAGAGGAGUAUUGACCAACGAAGUACAACCUCAGCUGCUUCUGCUCCUGUAGGAGUGGUAACUGUUGUCAAUGGUGAACCAAAUAGUCUGCCAUCUGCUCCCUAUCCUCCUGAUUCCCUGGCUUCUCAGAAUGAGAGUGAAGAGGACGACAAUUUAAAUCCAACAGAAAAGCUUCAGAAGCUAAAUGAGGUUCGUAAGAGGCUGAAUGAAUUGCGUGAGUUAGUUCACUACUAUGAACAAACAUCUGAUAUGAUGACAGAUGCUGUGAAUGAAAACACUAAGGAAGAAGAGGAAACAGAAGAGUCAGAAAGUGAUUCUGAACAUGGGGAUCCACAGCCUGUUACAAAUAUUAGAAACCCUCAAGGAAUCAGUAGCUGGAGUGAAAUAAAUAGCAACUCAAAUGUACAGUGUGGAACUAAUAACAGAGAUGGAAGACAUCUUAAUACAGACUGUGAAAUAAAUAACCGAUCUGCUGCUAAUAUAAGGACUCUAAAAAUGUCUUCUACUCUAGACUGCCAUAAUAGGGAGGAUGACAAAGAGACUGACCUACCACAAGGUGAAGAUGAUGAAGUGGAAGAAGAUAGAGCUAGUGAAGAUUCCAUACCUAGUCACAGAAGCAGCCUGGGUGAUGCUGCAGAUGCUGAGUUUGAGCAGAAGAUUAAUAGGCUCAUAGCUGCAAAGCAGAAACUCAGGCAGUUACAAAACCUUGCUGCUAUGGUGCAGGAUGAUGGUCCAGAACCUCAAGCACCAGCUGCAAAUGCAUCUAAUAUGGGUGACUUGUUUUUGGGUGAGAUGGAAGAGACAAAGCAACAACCAAAUAAUGUCCGAGCUAGUACCAAUAAGAUGCAAAAGGAUGUAGGACUGAAUGAAAAAGCAAGGGAGAAGUUCUAUGAAGCUAAACUUCAGCAGCAGCAACAGGAACUUAAGCAGUUACAAGAAGAAAGAAGAAAGCUGAUAGAAAUUCAAGAAAAAAUUCAAGUGUUGCAGAAAGCUUGUCCUGACCUUCAAUUGUCAGCUGGCCUGGGUAACUGCCCAGCAAAUAGGCAAACUUCACCAGCAGCCUCAACUCCAGCCGUGAAUGAGUAUAACAUGGCUGGCAAGCCUUUACUUGACUUCGAUGAAUCUGUACCAGUUGGCAAUGAGUUAUGGUCUGAGAUGAGGAGACAUGAGAUUCUGAGAGAGGAGUUGCGACGGAGAAGAAAGCAACUUGAAGCUUUAAUGGCUGAACAUCAGAGGAAGAGAGAGCUGGCAGAAACAAUAUCUACUGUUGCUGCCUCUGUUAAAAGUGAGGGAUCAGAAGCUCACCAUACUCCACAGCAAAGCAGGACAGAAAAUAGGACAAUGGCUACCUGGGGAGGCUCUACCCAGUGUGCACUAGAUGAAGAGGAUGGAGAUGAAGAUGGUUAUCUCUCUGAUGGACUUGAUCAGGCAGAGGAAGAGGAAGAAGAUGCAUCAAGUUCGAAUGAUAGUUUCUCUGUUUAUCCCAAUAACCACAUAACAGAAAAUGUGUAUUUUCUUAAAGAAAAUAAGGAUAGGUGGAAAAAUGUCCGUCCUCUUUCAGCAGAUGGGAAUUACCGUCCAUUGUCUAACACCAGGCAGCAGCAAAACGUCAGUAUGCGACGUCAGGAGAACCUUCGGUGGAUGUCUGAAAUUUCCUAUGUGGAAGAAAAAGAACGAUGGCAAGAACAGAUCAAUCAGUUGAAGAAACAACUUGAAUUUAGUGUCAGCAUUUGUCAGACCUUGAUGCAGGACCAGCAGGCGCUCUCCUGUCUUCUACAGACUUUGAUUACAGGCCCUUACAGUAUGAUGCCCAAUAAUACUGCAUCUUCACAAGUACAUCUUAUCAUGCAUCAGUUAAACCAGUGUUAUACUCAGCUGACUUGGCAGCAGAAUAAUGUUCAGAGGUUGAAACAAAUGUUAAAUGAUCUUAUGCGCCAGCAAGAACAACAACAGUGUCAAGAGAAGCCUUCAAGAAAGGAGAGAGGCAGUAGCGCACCACCACCUCCGUCUCCUGUUUUCUGUCCAUUCAGCUUUCCUCCACAGCCUGUGAACCUGUUUAAUAUACCAGGAUUUACCAAUUUUUCUUCCUUUGCUCCAGGUAUUAACUACAGUCCAGUGUUUCCAUCUGGAUUUGGAGAUUGUGCACACAAUGGUUCCCCACACAGCAGUGAGCAGCAGCAACAUCCUGUAGAUCAUAAUGCUUCUGGGAAAACUGAGUAUAUGGCGUUCCCCAAACCUUUUGAAAGUAGUCCCUCUAAUGGAGCAGAAAAACAAAGGAGUCAUAGACAACCCGAAGAGGAAAUGGAGAAAAGAUCGACUUGGCUUAAUGAUAGCCAGGAAAUGAAAAAAGAUGAUCAAUCUCACCUGAAAGCAGGUUUUCCAGUUUCAGUACAAAACGUUGCUUCUGGUCAUAAAAAUCAGUCUGAUAUGAGCAGGAGAAGAGACUUUGAGGAAGAGUCUUUGGAAAGUUUUAGUAGCAUGCCUGAUCCAGUAGACCCAACUACUGUGACAAAAACAUUUAAAUCCAGAAAAGCAUCAGCGCAAGCAAGCUUGGCAUCAAAAGAUAAAACACCCAAAUCGAAGAAUAAGAGGAAGAGUUCUCAGCUGAAAGGCAGAAUUAAAAAUACUGGUUAUGAAAGUGCAAGCGCUUCUAGUGUGUGUGAACCCUGCAAAAGCAAUAAAAACAAACACUCUGAAGAGGUUGUUCAUGCAAAGGUGUUCAGCAAAAGGAAUCGGGAACAAUUAGAAAAAAUAAUUAAAUACAGUAGAUCUACAGAAAUGUCUUCAGCACAUGCUAGGAGAAUUCUGCAGCAGUCUAACAGAAAUGCAUGCAUUGAAGUGCCAGAAACUGGUAGUGAUCUUUCUAUGUUUGAAGCUUUGCGGGACACAAUUUAUUCUGAAGUCGCAACUCUUAUUUCUCAAAAUGAGUCUCGUCCCCACUUUCUAAUUGAACUUUUCCAUGAGCUACAACUGUUAAACACAGAUUACCUAAGGCAAAGGGCUCUAUACGCUUUACAGGAUAUAGUGACCAGACAUUUAUCUGAGAACAAUGAGAGAGACAAAUGUACAAAAUCGCUGAAUUCUGCAACAUGGAUAGCAUCUAACUCUGAACUCACUCCCAGUGAAAGCCUUGCUUCUACAGAUGAUGAAACUUUUGACAAGAACUUCCCUACAGAAGCAUGCCAAGACUGUGAACCAAAUGAUGCAGACAAUGGGAGUACUAUGUCUACAUCUUCUCAUUUUGAACCCUUUGCCACUGAUGACUUGGGCAACACAGUGAUUCACUUAGAUCAAGCUUUGGCUAGGAUGAGGGAAUAUGAGCGUAUGAAAAUUGAAGCUGAAAGUACCCUUGACUCUGAGGGCUGCUCUAGUAAUUUUCAGGGUGCUACUGCUGCUAAAUUAGAAGGUCCAAGCACCAGUGAGUGUCUUUCUGCACCACAGUCAAGUGAAGCUUCUGCUGUUCCAUGUCCUCGCAUAGAUACUCAGCAGCUUGACCGGCAGAUUAAAGCCAUUAUGAAAGAGGUCAUUCCUUUUCUGAAGGAACACAUGGAUGAAGUAUGCUCUUCUCAAUUGCUGACAUCAGUAAGACGUAUGGUCUUGACUCUUACACAACAGAAUGAUGAAAGUAAAGAAUUCGUGAAGUUCUUUCAUAAGCAACUUGGUAGUAUACUUCAGGAUUCACUGGCAAAAUUUGCUGGUAGAAAACUAAAAGAUUGUGGGGAAGAUCUUCUUGUGGAGAUUUCUGAGGUGUUAUUUAAUGAAUUAGCCUUCUUUAAACUCAUGCAAGACUUGGACAGCAACAGUAUUUCUGUAAAGCAGAGGUGUAAAAGAAAAAUAGAAACAACUGAAGAGAUACAGUCUUAUGCUAAAGAGGCAAAAAAAGGUCUCCAGGUGGAUGUUUGUUCAUCUGCUGAAGAUAUCGAUGAGGACAAAGACAAGGAUGAGACUGAAACAGUGAAACAAGCACAGGGCUCAGAAAUGUAUGAUGGUAAUGAAGUUCCCGAAAGCAUUAAGUCUGAUGCUUCUGACCAAGAGGAAGAUGAAGAAAGUGAAAGUGCCCCAGUGGCUAUAAGCUUAUCAAAAGCAGAAACCCAAGCCCUGACUAAUUAUGGCAGUGGAGAAGAUGAGAAUGAAGAUGAAGAAAUAGAAUUUGAGGAAGGACCUGUUGAUGUGCAGACAUCACUACAAGCGAGCAGUGAAACAGCAACUGAAAAUGAACAGACUCCAAACCAAGAACUGAAUAAAACAAAAGGCAGCGAUACUAUGUCAUCCAAACAAGAAUCUGCUAAUGUGAAAGGUGAACAAGAUGCAGCUACACUUUUGCCUCAUUACCUCAAUGUCAUGGAGAACACACCACCUUCAACAGUCAACACCCCAGAAUCAUUUAUAACAGCCAGUGUGAAAACAGAAGAAACAAGCUCAUCGUUACCAGGAAAUGAGACUCAAAAGCUAGAUACAGCAUGUGUAGUAAACAAGUCAUCUGCUGGAAGUUCUGAAAGCUCCAUGGCUGGCAGUCCUGAUACAGAGUCACCUGUAUUAGUGAAUGAAUAUGAAGCUGGUUCUGGAAAUAUAAGUCAAAAAUCUGAUGAGGAUGACUUUGUGAAAGUUGAAGACUUGCCCCUUAAACUUGCAGUCUAUUCAGAGGCAGAUUUAAUGAAGAAAAUAGCAUCAGAGGCCCAAACCAACAGUUUGUCUGACGAGUUACUGGAUGGAGAUAGAGCCCAAGAUGAAGAAUUAGUAGGAGAUGCUCAAACUUUGAAAGAACCAGAAACUUUUGGAGCUCAAAGUGUGUGAAAAUGAUCCGAAGAUACCUGCAUAUGUAAACUCCACGUAUACAAAUGCAUAUGGAAGAUCACUACUUUAACAAAUUCUGAAAGUGUAUAAAAAUGUAAAAUAGUUUUUGACACUCUGCCUUUUAGGGAUAGGUAUGCUAACUUCUGCCUGUGGCAGUUUGAACAGCUGGAACUGAAUCCUCUUUUAUUCAGUUUUGCUGCACUGUUCUUUUUCUGUCUUAAUCUUUUUUAUUUUUUAUUGUGACUUGUUUAGUAAUUUUAAAAUUGUUCAAAAUUGUAGUUUUAAAUAAAGUUUGGACUUGUCUGUAAA